CCCAGGAAUCAUAGCUGGAUCUUCCCCCCUCCCCUGAAAAAAAAAAAAAAAAAACCACAUCCAUUUUUUUCUGAAAUUUUCUAUGCAAUGUGCUCUUAUGUAUAAAAAAAAACAGCCACACGUCACAUCUACCACUGCACUCCAUCGCUACUCCCACUCUCUCCCCCAUUCUGGACUCACCACCCAACGCCACCACGUAGCCGUUGCUCUCUCCAUAAAUGGCUCUCCCGCCAUUUGCCGUUCUCCCAGGCCAUUGCGUUGGAUUCGUGUCAUCGUCUCCUAUUAGUUCGUCAAUUUGUUUUUAAAAGCAAAACCCAAUCUAAACCAAGAUAAAGAAAUACUCAUAAAAAUCGGAAGGAAAGCCGCAUAAUGCGCUCCGCCUAGGCUCCCAUUUAUAGCCGCCGCAGACCGCGGCGAAGGCGCCGCCUUGUCCUCCCGCGCUUGCCGGCGACCGGUGAGGAGAUGCCCUCCCUCGCCAUUCCGGCCGUCCUACGGCCGCCGCCUCCAACGACCGGACCGGGGCUCUCCGCUCCCGUGGACAUCGUCGGCCCGUGGCGGCGGAGCAUGGGGUUGGUCGCCGCCCGACCAUGCCCCCGCCCCCUACCCCCGAUCCUCGCCGUGGGCAAAGAGACCGUCGAGAUCGCCUCCGCCGAAGCCUCCAAUGGUUCUGUCUCAGGGAAAAGGAAUCUUGUGAUGUCCACUGUUGGGAAUUCGACAAACAUUGUAUGGCAUGAAUGUCUAGUUGGGAAGCUCGAAAGGCAGAAGUUGCUCAAGCAGAAGGGAUGUGUCAUAUGGAUCACAGGUCUCAGCGGUUCAGGCAAAAGCACAUUGGCAUGUGCACUGAGUCGUGAGUUGUACAGCAGAGAGUACCUGACAUAUGUCCUUGAUGGUGACAAUAUUAGACAUGGACUAAAUCGAGAUCUUAGUUUCAAAGCAGAAGACCGUGCAGAAAAUAUACGCAGAGUUGGGGAAUUAGCAAAGCUCUUUGCAGAUGCUGGUGUUAUAUGCAUAGCUAGCUUGAUAUCUCCAUACAGAAGAGAUCGUGAUGCUUGCCGUGCUCUACUGCCAGAUUCUACAUUUAUUGAGGUAUUCAUGAAUAUUCCACUAGAAGUUUGUGAAGCAAGGGAUCCAAAAGGCUUGUACAAACUUGCACGCGCAGGAAAGAUCAAAGGUUUUACUGGAAUAGAUGAUCCUUAUGAGCCACCCUUGGACUGUGAGAUAGUAAUAGAAGCAAAAGCUGGGGAGUGCCCUUCUCCAGUAGCCAUGGCCGACCAAGUGAUAUCAUACCUCAACAAUAAUGGCUUCCUGCAGGCAUAAGGGUAAUUGCUUUUUGUCCACAACUCGUGGACCCAUUCAAAGCUGUUUUCGGCUCUGCAGAUAUAACCGUGGAAACAACUGUAUAAGUUGUAUUAUUUGACAUCCGCAUUGUAGACUCCAAUAAUAACCGCCUACCUGCCUGCAGUUGUCUUGUAACAAUAUGUGCAUUUCUUCAGAUGUAAUCAUGUGCCCCAUUAGCUCGUCAAAUCAGUUUGCAGCUUGCAGACUUUAGCAUAUUACUUUGUGUUUGUGGGUCCCUGCCCCGUGUCUCAGCGUAUAAGAGUCGUAUAUGUAGUUCAAUUUCUUCAGGCAAUGCUUUGUCAGAAUUGCUAUGUACUAUAAUGUACACUAGAUUGCUUUGUCAUUCUGUUUUGUUUUGGAUGUGCAUUCAUGAGAAGAUCAAGGUUUU
This is a messenger RNA of Phoenix dactylifera (date palm), 1726 nucleotides long. RefSeq names its product adenylyl-sulfate kinase 3-like. NCBI's taxonomy places the organism in Eukaryota, Viridiplantae, Streptophyta, Magnoliopsida, Arecales, Arecaceae. Gene Ontology annotation, molecular function: ATP binding; adenylylsulfate kinase activity. The record is from RefSeq and is a predicted model, not a curated record. Gene Ontology annotation, biological process: sulfate assimilation.